Molecule: messenger RNA, 1663 nt
Organism: Hevea brasiliensis (rubber tree)
Lineage: Eukaryota; Viridiplantae; Streptophyta; Magnoliopsida; Malpighiales; Euphorbiaceae
Product: E3 ubiquitin-protein ligase ATL31
Exons: 1
Coding region: 35-1504 (489 amino acids)
Source: RefSeq, a predicted model, not a curated record
UUGCUCCUUGGAACGUUCCCAAUCAAGAGAUACCAUGCCACGUGGCUCACCAUAUUUGACCGUAAGCCUUCACUUGGCGACACGAAAUACCGAAGAAAGUCCUUCUAGUGGAUCCCACAUCCUUCAAAGUCUAUGUUUUGAUGCCCACGACACUGCCCGAUUUUUCUUUCUUGUUCUCCUCUCUCUCUCAUUUAUAGACCCUUACCCUUCUCUCCCUCUUUCACUCAUUUCUUCUUCUCCAUAUCAUGCCCUCUCCGCUGCACGCUGCCACUUGAAAAGCAAGAAUAAGGAUAUUUUUCAAAUUCACUCUUUAGUUCAAGAUCGCUUUAGCUGGGAUUCAGCAACUCCAGAUAUGACUUUUUCCACUCAUAAACAUGGGAUUUUUUCCCUCUCCAUUAUCUUCCUCCUUGCAAUUCCGUUUGCCGUCGCUCAAACACCUGAUGACACGCGGGACCAGUAUGGUUAUGCACGUGUUACUCCUUCCAUGGCUAUAAUCAUCGUCGUCUUAAUUGCUGCGCUCUUCUUAAUGGGGUUUUUUUCUAUUUACAUACGCCACUGCUCCGGCAACAGCAGCGGAGGAAGCGUGCGGGCUCUAGCCAACGGUGGUCGCUCCCGACGCGCUGCCGCGUCGCGUGGGCUUGAUCCUGCUGUGAUCCAGACAUUUCCGACUUUGGUAUACUCCGAAGUGAAGGGUCUCAAGAUAGGGAAAGCGGCGCUGGAAUGCGCGGUUUGCUUGUGUGAAUUUGAAGACGAUGAAACGCUGCGUUUAAUACCUAAAUGUGAUCAUGUGUUUCACCCUGACUGUAUAGACGUUUGGCUAGCUUCUCACACGACGUGUCCCGUUUGUCGAUCUAAUUUGACACCAGAACCCAAUGACUCGCCGCCGCAACACACCGAUUUACCUCCGGAAUCAGACCUCGAAGCUCAAAACGAUGUCGCAGUGGAAUUAGAAUCAGAAGUCUGCGACCAUAAUGAUAACGAGGGAAAUGCGCACGUGGCAGCGCCGGAGCCGGAGGUUGUGAGCGUGAACCAAACUUUGAACAGAAACCGUACACGUGGAUCAAGAUCUGAUAGGCCACGUAGGUUUCCGCGUUCACACUCCACUGGGCAUUCUCUGAUCCAACCGGGCGAAAACACAGACCGGUUCACUCUGAGAUUGCCGGUUGAGGUUAGGAAGCAGAUAAUGAACCGGGAAUUGAACCGGACAAUGAGCAUGGUCGUAUUUUCAAGAGAAAGGAGUUCAAGGAGCGGCUAUAAACCCGGAGGCGACGGAGGAAGUAGUAGAGGGAAGCAUAAACGGCUUGAGCGGUUGGACCAGGGAGCUAAAUCGGACCGAUGGGUUUUUAGUGCUGGUCCACCAUUUUUAGCAAGAGCGUCGUCGUUUUUGACGAGAGUUUCAUCGUCAGUAAGGUCGCCAAAAGUGGCAGCCAAUGACGGAGAAGGGACUUCGGCUCGACCGGGUGGAUCAGAUAAUGUGGCUGAACCAAAUAGGCCCCCGGUUUAAAGGCCAAAUUUUUUUUUGUUUGAUAUGUGAAAAAUGUUUAUAUGCAUGCUUCCCUUUUUAAAUUUGUUUAUUGAUUUUUGUCAUAAUUAAUGUAUUAUACUAAAGGGGUAACAGAAGAGGUGAAGUGAAUUUGAGAAAAUAAAUUCUAUUUUUUGUAAA